Messenger RNA from Bolinopsis microptera, 684 nucleotides. Its product is annotated as nucleoside diphosphate kinase-like. NCBI's taxonomy places the organism in Eukaryota, Metazoa, Ctenophora, Tentaculata, Lobata, Bolinopsidae. The coding region runs from base 34 to 501 and encodes 155 amino acids. The record is from RefSeq and is a predicted model, not a curated record. The transcript is spliced from 3 exons. Gene Ontology annotation, biological process: GTP biosynthetic process; UTP biosynthetic process; CTP biosynthetic process. Gene Ontology annotation, molecular function: nucleoside diphosphate kinase activity.
CUUUCUCUUCUGUAGCUAGCCCACAAAGUCAAAAUGCCCGGAAACAAUAACGCCGAGCGUACCUACAUCAUGAUCAAGCCUGACGGAGUUCAGCGCGGACUCGUUGGAGACAUCAUCUCCAGGUUUGAGAAGAGAGGCUACAAGCUGAUCGCACUGAAGAUGAGAAGCGCCGACGAGGAGUUGUUGAGGAGACAUUACUGUGACCUCACCGAGAAGAAGUUCUUCCCUUCUCUCCUGGCCUUCAUGACUAGCGGGCCUGUUUGCAGUAUGGUCUGGGAGGGACUCGACGCCGUCAAGCAGGGACGACAAAUGUUGGGUGAGACAAACCCUCUGAACUCCAAACCUGGUAGCAUCCGAGGAGACUACUGUAUCGAUAUGGGUAAGAACAUCUGUCACGGCAGCGACUCCGUGGAGAACGCUGAGAAGGAGAUUGCAAUGUGGUUCGGGGAAGGUGAGGUACAGAGCUACGUCCAGUCUAACUCCGUCCACAUCUACGAGUAAAGAUCACUUGAUGUGUCACGUGGUGCGCGCAGGUCACGUGCAGUUUUGCACGUGUGACUGUGACUGUCGGGAAUGACUAAGUCAGUCGAACCAGUGCCGCACAGCUCGAAGAUUUUUAGCCUUUAGGAUCUUUUAAAUGUGAAAGUAUGUUAUUUAUUCGUGGGUUAGCUUGCAAACUUAGCA